Molecule: messenger RNA, 2064 nt
Organism: Acytostelium subglobosum LB1
Lineage: Eukaryota; Evosea; Eumycetozoa; Acytosteliales; Acytosteliaceae
Exons: 3
Coding region: 1-2064 (687 amino acids)
Biological process (GO): regulation of DNA double-strand break processing
Cellular component (GO): nucleus; site of double-strand break
Molecular function (GO): protein binding
Source: RefSeq, a predicted model, not a curated record
AUGAUGGCGACACACCUGGAAAUGCUAGAAGAUAAGGAGAGAAUAGAUGCAUUGCCAAGUGUAAUAUCGAACAAUGAUGAUGAUUCACUUCAAAUUGGUAGAGCCACUUCAAAGUCUGAUGCUGUCACUGGUGCACCUAAUCGAUUGGGUGGCGGUGGCGGAGGUAUAAAGUUCAACAUAUCUACAAAGAUCAUGCCUACUUCUCAAACACCUGUAGUCGUAUCUGUUGUUAAUAAUCGUGACUAUGAUGACGAUGAUCUGAAAUCUACAAACGAGAAACAAUCAACAACAGUGGACUCUACUCCUUUGACAUCAAAGCUGAAACAACAGUCCCCUGUUGUAUCAUCAAUUCAUCCUCCUGUCUCAAUUGGUCCAAUGAAACCUGCUGUCAAACAAAGCAAUGGCAGUGACAGUGACAGUGACAGUGACAGUGACAGCGAUAGUGACAGUAGUGAUGACAACAACAACAAAAACAUUGGACCAAUGGUUGGUCCACCAAGACCACAACAACCUGCAAAGAAGGUCAUUGAUGACAAUGGACAAGAUGAUGGUUCACUAAUGGUUGGACCACCCAGACCACAAGCAAAGAGCAAUAAGGAUGACGAUGAUAGUGACAGCGAUAGUGAUAGCGAUAGCGACAGUGAUAGUGAUGACAGUGAGGAUGAGGAGAAGGAAACUGUUGAAAGAUGGCUGGCACUUGUCAAGACUAUACCAAUAUCACAUGAGGUCGUCAUGAAGAGUCAUUCAAGAGCAGUCACAUCAAUAUCAAUUGAGACAUCAGGUGCUAGGAUGCUCACUGGAAGCUAUGAUUGCAUGGUUCGUUUCUGGGACUUCAAUGGCAUGGACUCCUCACUAAAGUCAUUCAGAGAGAUUGAGCCAGUUGAUGGUGCACAAGUUAGAUCAGUAUCAUUCAAUCCCGCUGGCGAUCGAUUCAUGGUUCUCCCAUGCACAGCUCAAAUGAAGCUCUACGAUAGGGAUGGCUUUGCAAAAUCAGAGUAUGUGGCAGGUGAUAGAUACAUUCAAGACUUGAAUCAUACAAAGGGACAUGUGUCCAUCUUGACAUCAUGUUGUUGGAGUCCAUCGACAAAGGACGAGAUAAUCACAUCUUCAAUCGAUAGUACAAUCAGAAUAUGGGACAUCAACAAUACCAAGAAGAAUCUAUCGGUCAUCAAGUCAAAGGGUGCCAAGGGAAAUAGAGUUGGCGUAACAUGUUGCACGUACGAUGCUCGCGGCGACGUCAUUGCAGGUGGAGCACAAGAUGGAUGUAUAUCAACAUGGGACAAGAGAAAGAACCUUUCGAAACCAACCAUCUCCAUACCAGAGGCGCACAAACUAAACACAGAGAUAUCAAGUGUCCAACUAGCAAGGGAUGGCAUAUCAAUGGUAUCCCGAGGUUUGGAUCACACUCUGCGGUUCUGGGACCUAAGGAACUUGACUGCGCCAGUCGUCGUGUUUGACGAUCUCCAAUGCGACUACCUCGAGCAAAACUGUCUCUUUGGAUCACACGACAGAUUGUUGGUCACAGGCACAUCGUCUUUGGACAAGGGUGGCGAUGGAUCACUGGUGAUCUAUGACAAGGAAACACUUACCAAGAUGAGACAGAUCAGAAUACCAUCGGCCAGCGCGAUCAGCAUCCAGUGGAAUCAAAAGUUGAAUCAGAUCAUGGUCGGAUGCUCCGAUGGACAGGUCAGAGUAUUCUACGAUCCCCUGCUCUCGGAGAAGGGCAUCAAGCUGUGUGCAUCAAAGGCACCAAGGAAGAAGGAUGCCGCAGACUAUGUACCAGAGAAACCUAUCAUCACACCAUUCGCACUGCCCCAAUUCAAACAAACUAAUCCAUACACCAAGAAGGUUAAGAAGCCAAAGGUGGAUCUGAACAAGCCAGACAAGUCAGUGCCAACAGCUGCAGCAUCCAGAGGUCCCAAUCUCACACAGCACUUGGUCAAGAACAUGGGUCUGGUCAACAACACAUCAUGGAUGGAGGAUGCCAGAGAUUCAUUCCUCGCCAAGGCCGAUCCAAAAGACAAGCAACUUGAUCAGGAGCAGCAGGACUCUUCUACCAAGUAA